Messenger RNA from Marmota flaviventris (yellow-bellied marmot), 1623 nucleotides. RefSeq names its product aldehyde dehydrogenase 1 family member A3 (gene Aldh1a3). The record is from RefSeq and is a predicted model, not a curated record. Lineage: Eukaryota; Metazoa; Chordata; Mammalia; Rodentia; Sciuridae. Gene Ontology annotation, molecular function: oxidoreductase activity, acting on the aldehyde or oxo group of donors, NAD or NADP as acceptor.
AGCAGGCUGCGCACCGCCCCAGCUGAGCCGGCACGCCGCAGACUCAGGCGCCUCGGGCCGCCGAGCGCGGAAGAGCCAUGGCCACCACCAACGGGGCCUUGGAGAACGGGCAGCUGGACAGAAAGCCGCCUGCCCUGCCGCGCCCCAUCCACAACUUGGAGGUCAAGUUCACCAAGAUAUUUAUCAACAAUGACUGGCAUGAAUCCAAGAGUGGAAAAAAAUUUGCCACAUAUAACCCUUCAACUCUAGAGAAAAUAUGUGAAGUAGAAGAAGGAGAUAAGCCUGAUGUGGACAAGGCCGUGGAGGCCGCACAAGCCGCCUUCCAGAGGGGCUCCCCGUGGCGCCGCCUGGAUGCCCUGAGUCGUGGCCGGCUGCUGCACCAGCUGGCUGACCUGAUGGAGAGGGACCGCGCCAUCCUAGCCACCCUGGAGACGAUGGACACAGGGAAGCCAUUCCUUCACGCCUUUUUCAUUGACCUGGAGGGCUGUAUUAAGACCUUCAGAUAUUUUGCAGGGUGGGCAGACAAAAUCCAGGGCAGGACCAUCCCCACAGAUGACAAUGUUGUGUGCUUCACCAGGCAUGAGCCCAUCGGUGUGUGUGGGGCCAUCACGCCAUGGAACUUCCCUCUGCUGAUGCUGGUGUGGAAACUGGCGCCCGCUCUCUGCUGUGGGAACACUGUGGUCCUGAAGCCGGCCGAGCAGACCCCCCUCACUGCCCUCUAUCUCGGCUCUCUAAUCAAAGAGGUUGGGUUCCCUCCAGGUGUGGUGAACAUCGUGCCAGGAUUUGGGCCCACAGUGGGAGCAGCAAUUUCUUCUCACCCUCAGAUCAACAAGAUAGCCUUCACUGGCUCCACAGAGGUUGGAAAGCUGGUUAAAGAAGCCGCCUCCCGGAGCAAUCUGAAGAGGGUGACAUUGGAGCUUGGGGGCAAGAACCCCUGUAUCGUGUGUGCUGAUGCUGACUUGGACUUGGCAGUGGAGUGUGCCCAUCAGGGAGUGUUCUUCAACCAAGGCCAGUGCUGCACAGCUGCCUCCAGGGUGUUCGUGGAGGAGCAGGUCUACUCGGAGUUUGUCCGGCGGAGCGUGGAGUACGCCAAGAAACGGCCCGUGGGAGACCCUUUCGAUGCCAAAACCGAGCAGGGGCCCCAGAUUGAUCAAAAACAGUUUGACAAAAUCCUGGAGCUGAUUGAGAGUGGGAAGAAUGAAGGGGCCAAACUGGAAUGUGGGGGCUCGGCCAUAGAAGACAGGGGGCUCUUCAUCAAACCCACGGUCUUCUCAGAAGUGACGGACAACAUGCGGAUUGCCAAAGAGGAGAUUUUUGGACCAGUGCAGCCAAUACUGAAGUUCAAAAAUAUUGAAGAAGUGAUAAAAAGAGCAAACAGCACUGACUAUGGACUCACAGCGGCUAUAUUCACCAAAAACCUGGACAAAGCCCUGAAAUUGGCUUCUGCAUUGGAGUCUGGAACAGUUUGGAUCAACUGCUACAAUGCACUCUAUGCACAGGCUCCAUUUGGUGGCUUCAAAAUGUCGGGGAAUGGCAGAGAACUAGGUGAAUAUGCCCUGGCUGAAUAUACAGAAGUGAAAACUGUCACCAUCAAACUUGAUGACAAGAACCCUUGAAGGAAAG